AUGGACAUCAAAAAUUUACUCUGCCAUACUACACAGCAUUAUAAUGAACAGCAAUACGAAAAGCAGGUCUUUGGGUAUUGUCCCGCAUCACCAUCUUCAUGGUCAAGUGCAUCCUCCAAAUCAUCAAUAGAUUCACCUAUUUUAUCACCCACGACGCCUACGCCUAUCACGCCUCCUCAUGCACUACGAAAAAAACUACAUCAAACCCGAACACCAUGGACAUCAUCUGAAGAUUAUUUAUUAGAAAAGGGUUAUUUGCAAGGUUUAUCCUGGGCAAUGAUCUCUUCAAAAUACUUGCCUCAUCGUUCUCGUGGUUGUUGUUGGGGGAGAUUCAGGACGCUGCAGACCAAAGGCACUGAAAAGAAGCAUUGGACUGAAUCCGAGGAUCGUGUAUUACUGGGUGCCAUCAAGAAGCAUACUCGGUUAUUCAAGCAAGCUUGGAGAACUGUAGCAUUGGAUUUGAGUGACAGAGAUUGGAGAGAAUGUGAGAUUCGAUCUGUUCGUAUCUCUGGUAUAUUAGUACAACAACAUCGACAACAACAACAACAACAGCAGCAGCAGCAGCAGCAGCAGCAAGACUAUACAGUAUAUACCUCUGUUUAA
Messenger RNA from Mucor velutinosus, 603 nucleotides. RefSeq lists its product as uncharacterized. The transcript has a single exon. Lineage: Eukaryota; Fungi; Mucoromycota; Mucoromycetes; Mucorales; Mucoraceae. The record is from RefSeq and is a predicted model, not a curated record. Bases 1 to 603 code for a protein of 200 amino acids.